CCGAAAUGACGAGGCUGACCUCUUCCAUUCCAAGUAAUAACUACUUUGAAUAUCAAAAUCAAACCACCCUGUCCAGGUUUCUCUAUGUCUUCGACUUUGAAAUGCCACUCUCUCUGUUUUUCUCAACCACCUCGGAUCUUGUCCCGCUACUGAAUCACCUGUCGAUCUGUUCGCAUCAAAUGGUACAGUCUUGAACUCUCAGCAUCGCCCGAUGCGCUACUUGAAUCUCCAUGCUUUCCCUGCCGUUAAUAUUGGAAGCAUUGCGCGAAUGCAAUGUUUCUGCAUUCAAGUUCAUUGCUUUCUGAGAUUUGGUUCACGCCCAUCUGAUAUUUCGGCCGGUUUCUUGCUGGGUUAUGAUUAAAUAGUAAUACGAGGCAUUGAGAGAUUCAUCUAGCUUUGAGUUUAUGGGGGGAUCUUGCGGAUUUGUUAUCAGAAUGUCAAAUUUGGAUUUUUGAUUACAUUUCUACUUCGAUUUGGCGAUGAUUUUGUGCGUUGAAUGGACAGUAGUGCUAUUGCAAUGUUAGGCUAAUGGUGUUUGAUGGAAUGGAACUUACUGGAUCGAUUGAUGCAUCUAAGUCCUUCGAGGAAAAGUGGUUUACGGGAUGCUUGUAUGCUAACAGCGUUUCCUAUGGCAAGAGUGUCUAUUGAAUCUUGGUUCUAUGGCUUUGUAAGAUAAUGCAUACUUUCAACAGAAGUGCUUCCUUGAACCGCAGGGCCUUGACUAUUGGAAGCCCAAGAGUUGGCCGACCCACUGUGGUUUCUCGGCACUAUCAUGUGCCUAUUGUGAUUGGGUUUCUGUUUACUUUCCUGUUGGCCAUUUCUGCCAGCUAUAUUUUCGUGGUUCCUAGUCUGAAGCAUACUUUCAAUGGUGACACUAGUUCCCAGAGUAACGUGUCGAUGAGUCUUUGCGAUGUUUCUGAUGGGGGUUGGAUUCAGGAUGAUAGCUAUCCAUUGUACAAUGCUUCGGAAUGUCCUUUCGCUGAGCAAGGAUUCAAUUGCUUGGGUAAUGGUAGGACAGAUGAUCAAUAUCUUAAGUGGAGGUGGAAGCCCAAGAACUGUGACGUUCCGAAAUUUGAUGUGCAUGCCGUACUUGAGUGGCUGAGAAACAGAAGGCUUGUCUUUGUCGGUGAUUCGAUGAGCAGGUCACAGUGGGAGUCAUUGAUAUGUUUGCUCAUGACUGGAGUGGAGGAUAAGAAGACUGUGUAUGAAUUAAAUGGGAGUAAGAUCACAAAGCGGAUCAGAUUCUUAGGUGUUCGCUUUAGUUCCUUCAACUUCACCGUUGAAUUCUUUCGGUCUGUAUUCCUGGUGCAACAUGGUUGGAUGCCUAGGUAUGCACCAAGAAGGGUCAGAUCAACGCUUAAAUUGGACAAACUUGAUGAUAUUAGUAGUCAUUGGGUGGAUACAGAUGUUCUAAUUUUCAACACGGGGCAGUGGUGGGUGCCAGGGAAGCUCUUUGAAACGGGUUGUUAUUUCCAGGUCGGAAGUUCAUUAAAGCUUGGAAUGUCAAUUCCUGGUGCUUUCAGAGUAGCACUUGACACUUGGGCAUCGUGGGUCGAGAGAACAAUUGACAGAAAACGAACAAGCGUCUUCUUCAGGACUUUUGAACCAUCUCAUUGGAGUGACCAAAGAAGUAGAUCUUGCAACGUGACUCAGUACCCCAUCCUGGAAGCUAGCAGGAGAGACCAACAUGUAUUCGCAGACAUUGCGGAGGAGGUGGUGAAGAACAUGAGCUUUCCUAUUACCCUUUUGCGCAUUACAUCGCUGUCAGCUUUCAGAAUUGAUGCACAUGUGGGCAAUUGGAGUGAUAACCCAUCUCUGCCCGACUGUAGCCAUUGGUGUCUUCCGGGAUUACCUGAUAUGUGGAAUGAAAUUCUUCUUUAUUACAUUCUUACUAACCAUGAAUCGCCUCUGUAGAGAGUGGCACCAGGGGAUUGAAGAAGAGAAUAUAUAGCUCCACAGUUUAUGAGAGCAAUUGCUACAUUCUUCAACCCUUAAAGAGCUGGAGUAAUCAAGUUUUAUUGAUCUGUCUGCAUUGAUCUCUCCUUGCUGAUUGUUUUGGCACAAUGCCUGAUACUUUUGGCAAGUCUCCGAGUAAAUCCAGAUGCCUUGGAGAAUGAUAGAGCUUCUCAAGUAAGAGCAGAUAGUGACACGAACCGAUUUUUUUUCAUUCUUUCUGGAAUUCUUUAGUUUUUUUGUCAAAGAGGUCAAAAUCAUCUCUCAGAUGUAACAAUAAUUUUUAUUGUCUGUUACACUGUAUUUUACAAACAACUACACAAUUUUGUUUCCAACAAAGAGGAAAGAAGUGGUAUAAAGGUCCAAACAGCUUGAUUUCUG
Molecule: messenger RNA, 2334 nt
Organism: Rhodamnia argentea
Lineage: Eukaryota; Viridiplantae; Streptophyta; Magnoliopsida; Myrtales; Myrtaceae
Product: protein trichome berefringence-like 7
Exons: 4
Coding region: 676-1914 (412 amino acids)
Cellular component (GO): Golgi apparatus
Molecular function (GO): O-acetyltransferase activity
Source: RefSeq, a predicted model, not a curated record